Molecule: messenger RNA, 2028 nt
Organism: Umbelopsis ramanniana AG
Lineage: Eukaryota; Fungi; Mucoromycota; Umbelopsidomycetes; Umbelopsidales; Umbelopsidaceae
Exons: 2
Coding region: 297-1868 (523 amino acids)
Source: RefSeq, a predicted model, not a curated record
AAUGUUACGACAUGUAAGUGGAGAUAGAGCGCGAGACUGGAGCCAAGGCAAGGUACAAGGACUGUUGAAAAUGAUGGGUUAUGACGAAAAUCAAGUGUGGAAGUUUUAGAAUAGAGUGAGCUCAUGUGAUAAACCAAGCAAGAAAGAGUGUGCACAAAGCGUAUAGAAUUUUUUGGGCUGGCUGGGUCGCAUGUGAAUAAUAAUUAUUAUCACACCUUUUCUUCUACCAACCAAACCCCAUGUUGGUUUUCCACUCAUUAUAAUCUCACUGUCAUUACUUUGUUGCAUAAAUUCUAAUGUUAUUGGCCGCGCAGAGACGCCCCACCCUCAAUAUACCCAAUGUCAAAUCCUCCGCUUCCCUUGUGGCAUCGUCUGGUCCUCCAUCCCCCACCAUGUCAACCAACUCUAUCAUAUCCUCCAUGUCGUGGAUCGUCGAAAAAUCUCCUACUGAUUUAAUUCCUAUGCUGAAGAAUGCCUACACCGCUUUGAAGGACAAAGAACGUGAUCUGGUAUUAGCGGCAGAAAUUGGAAAGUCACUUUUAGAAAAUAACAUCCAAUUGAAGAGCAAAUAUGAAACCCUAUUACAACAGCUUCAUAUGUAUCAAAAUCAAUCCUCGGCGUCCAGCGCCACUCCUCCUAGCGCCACCCAUGAACCUACGUCUGAAGAAAAUGAUCAAUGCAGCAGCAGGAUACCCUCCAAAAGCACCCGAGAUGCCAUCAUCGAUGUUUUGGAAACCAAAAAUGCCGAAUUGACCAGUAGACUAGAGGCUUCAUUAGAAGAAGCCGAAACCCUAGAAAAAAGCAAUAAGAAAGUUACCAAGAAAUUGGAGACGGAAAUCGCCGCAUUGAAGGACGAUCUAAAUAUUGCCGCCCAGAAAAUCCAGGAACUCCAGGACAUGAACAAAGAGGCUGCCGAAAGACAACGAAGAUUAGAAGCCGAGGCGGCAGAAAAAUCCGAAAGCCCAUCGGCUGAAUCAUACGAGUUGAUCGGAAACAUGUUUGAAAAAGUCGGCAAGCUCGAGAUCGAAAAUACCUCAUUACAAGCCGCUAAAUGGGAAUUGGAAGCAAAACUUUCCACUACAUUUCGAGAUUUGCGUCUCUUAAAGGAUCAAUUUGAAUCUUUCCAAUUCACCCAAGAAGAUUACGAUUCCUUACAAGAGGCCUAUCAUCGACAAUUCAGUCAUAUUGCCGAGUUGAAUGAUUCCUUGGAAGAACACCGCAAUCUUGUUCAGAAACUACGUGACCGUGGCGUGCAAAUCAGCUCCCCUAAUCAAACCCCCACACCUAGCCAGUACAAUGGUAUUAACGAAAAAGAUCCUUCCGUGCACAAGAAAACGCUCUUGAGCGAACUUGAAAGUGAAUGGUUCAAAGGCAUAUCGCAUAAUAGCCAAAAUAUGUCGUCACCCAGUCAUGCUUCCUCUAUCUCGCGAAUGUUGGAUUUUGCUCAAGCUACCGAAGACUCUCUCCUGUCAUUUUACAACAACCCUGCCGAGUACGCCCUCAGUAGUAUUCUCUCGGGCAAUGGCAUCACCGAUCCAAGUAUCCUCGAUGAAGCGGUUGAAUUUAUCAAUCGCCUCGAACAGGAUGACUUGUGGUCGCCUGCCGAUAGCUGUACAAGUGAUCCGCUCGAUUUACCCGAGUUUGGCUUAUAUCCCGAUUGCGACGACCUAGUGGAAGACAUUGACGACAAUGGACUCGUAGUCAUCCUUGCUCCAAAACGAAAAGCUGCCAUCAGUGGCAAGAUGAGAAGACUCUUGAGAAGUUUUUUCAGAACUAUAUGGAAGUGGUGUCGAUUUGCCAUGAUCCUCACUGCCGCUGUUCUUAUCAACCUAUGGCAUGGACCUAAAUCCAUGCUGAUUGACUAUUAAAUUUCAUUCAUUUCCAUUCCUUACUGUAUUCAUUAUAUCUUUAUUCACAUAUGUAUAGAACUCUCUCAUUCGCUUUACCCAUAAACCAGACGCACUACCAUAUCAAAUCAAUCAAUGAAACGCUGCUUUCAAAAAUCCAUCCCAAAAUAGAAAACUCCGC